AUGGAGACAAACCGUCCAUCCCAAGAAAACUCGGACCAAGUAGUGAUAAUCUCCUAUACCACACAUGGUGAUGAUGAUCAGCUGCAGCAGGGGGGUCAAAUAUUGGGCCAAGUUAGGUCAUAUGAGUGCACUUUUUGCAAGAGAGGUUUUUCUAAUGCACAAGCACUUGGAGGCCACAUGAACAUCCACAGGAAAGACAAGGCCAAGCUCAAACAAUCUUCCAGCUCCACCACGACUCCUCCUCCUCCUCCUCCUAAUAUUCAACCUAAAAACCUGCCUUGGAUUUUUACUGAUCAAGAAAGUAUGGAUCAUGCCACUCCAACAAUGUUAAGGCAUGAUCAAAGUACUAGUAAUGCCCAUUUUGGACAAGUACUCCAACAUCUUCCGUCGUUUCCCACAACGACGCAUGGUGAAAAUCAUCAAGAGAGUGGUGGGAAAGGGUUUUUUCCAUUGUCGACUGGCCAGGAACAGGCGGCUAUGGGGGAAGAUAAUUUGGAUCUUGAGCUUAGGUUAGGGCACGAGCCUAGUCAAGAUCACUCGUCUGCAGCAGCAACCGGUAUGAGGAAGUUCCUCUAA
This is a messenger RNA of Rhododendron vialii, 576 nucleotides long. Its product is annotated as zinc finger protein 11-like. The coding region runs from base 1 to 576 and encodes 191 amino acids. The transcript has a single exon. Lineage: Eukaryota; Viridiplantae; Streptophyta; Magnoliopsida; Ericales; Ericaceae. The record is from RefSeq and is a predicted model, not a curated record.